Messenger RNA from Colletotrichum higginsianum IMI 349063, 1170 nucleotides. Its product is annotated as Oxidoreductase. NCBI's taxonomy places the organism in Eukaryota, Fungi, Ascomycota, Sordariomycetes, Glomerellales, Glomerellaceae. The record is from RefSeq and is a predicted model, not a curated record. The transcript is spliced from 2 exons. Gene Ontology annotation, molecular function: nucleotide binding. The coding region runs from base 1 to 1170 and encodes 389 amino acids.
AUGGCGCCACACACAGUCAACUGGGGCAUUAUGGCCACUGGCUGGAUCGCCGAGACCUUCUGCAAAGACCUCCUCACCAGCCCGGCCUCCCGCGACGUGACCGACGUUGCCCAUCGCAUCGCCGCCGUCUCCUCGUCCCGCGAUGCCCAAAAGGCGCGAGACUUUGUCAAGAAGAUUGACGCUCCCGCCGAAACGACCGUCUACGGCUCCUACGCCGAGCUCGUCCGCGACCCGAACGUCGACAUCAUCUACGUCGCCACCCCGCACUCGCACCACUUCCAGAACGCUAUGCUCGCCCUCGACGCCGGCAAGCAUGUCCUCUGCGAAAAGGCCCUGACCGUCACAGCCGAGCAGACGCGCGUCCUCGUCGAGACGGCCCGCGCCAAGAAGCUCUUCUUCAUGGAGGCCGUCUGGACCCGCUACUUCCCCCUCAGCAUCAAGGUGCGCGAGCUCAUCUCCAGCGGCGCCAUCGGCAAGGUUUACCGCACAACCGCCGACCUUUCCUUUAACAACUGCACCGACGGCUCCGACAAGCUCUCGUUUGCCGACUCGCACCGCAUGGUCAACCCUGAGCUCGCCGGCGGCGCGCUCCUAGACCUGGGCAUCUACUCCCUGACUUGGCUGUUCCAGACGCUGUACCACCUGCAGCCCGAGAAGGAGUCCCCCGAGGUCCUGGCCUCGGUGCAGAAGUAUGCCGCCACCGGCGCCGACGAGUCAACCACCAUGAUCCUCAACUUCCCCAAGAACCAACAGACGGGCAUCGCCACGACGUCGCUGCGCGUUGACACGGCGCCCGACGGCAAGGGUAACACGGCGCCCGCCAUCCGCAUCCAGGGCUCCAAGGGCGAGAUCCAGGUCGCCCACCCUGCGUUCCGUCCGCUCUCGUACAAGGUCGUCAAGAAGGGCGUAGAUGAGGUCGAGGUCGUUGACUGCCCGAUCCCCACGGACGAGGCCCGCCAGUGGGGCCACGGCAUGUUCUGGGAGGCUGAUGAAUGCGCCCGGUGCCUGCGCGACGGGAAGCUCGAGAGCGCCUCGCUGCCGCUGUCUGAGAGUCUCGUCAUCAUGGAGACGAUGGACAGCGCCAUCAAGCAGGGUGGCAUCCAGUAUCCGGAGCUCAUCACCUCCCACGAGUUUGACGCCAAGAGCCCGCUGAACCUGGGCAAUGCUUGA